Messenger RNA from Alexandromys fortis (reed vole), 3633 nucleotides. RefSeq names its product RPGR interacting protein 1 (gene Rpgrip1). Lineage: Eukaryota; Metazoa; Chordata; Mammalia; Rodentia; Cricetidae. The transcript is spliced from 23 exons. Gene Ontology annotation, cellular component: photoreceptor connecting cilium. Gene Ontology annotation, biological process: non-motile cilium assembly; retinal rod cell development. The record is from RefSeq and is a predicted model, not a curated record. Gene Ontology annotation, molecular function: thromboxane A2 receptor binding.
AUGAUACAGCUCCUGGACCAUACACCAGAGGACCUGCCAGUUAGAGACAUGGAUGACUCCAUUCUCCUGGAGGGGGCUUCAGGUAAGAGUGUGAAGGCUCAGCCACAUGUGGGCAGGAGGAUCCAGGAGGAACUGAACUGCAGACUCUGUCAUCUUCACGAAGAGCCCAUACUGAUGAAGGAAGUUUCUCAGAUGCAACGAGAUAAAAGCAAAAGGUACUGUGGCUACAUCUCACAUCUUUCUCCACCUAAACUUUCAGGGCCAAAAGACAGGCACAGCUAUACAGCCCCCUCCACAUUCAAGGGAUGUGUGACAGAUGGAAACAGCAGAACAGAAAUAACCAGUGAGCUCAGCCAACUUGCUCCCAUUAGGACUACAGAGGUGGAGGAAGCACCCAGGUCUGAGGAAACGCCCAGAGAGGAAAAGUUCAUUCAGAGGAGCUCUCUGGAGUGUGCGCGGAAGGCUGCCGAGCUUCGAGCUUCCAUUAAGGAGAACGUGGAGCUGAUUCGGCUUAAGAAACUCUUAUAUGAAAAGAAUGCCUCAUUAGCAGCUACAGAAGCCCAAUUAACACAAGUUCAAGAGGCAUAUGAAGACUUGCUCCAGAAGAAUCAGGGAAUACUGAAUGCAACCCAUGACGCCUUCCUCAGCCAAGUGAAUGAGCUCAAGGCAGAGCUAAUGGAGGAGAGCAAGAAGGUCGUGAGCUUGAGGACACAACUGGAAGAUGUGUCUGUCUUGCAGAUAACGCUGAAAGAGUUUCAGGUCAGAGUUGAAGAUUUGGAAAAUGAACGGAAAUUGCUGAGUGACAGUUAUGACAGACUUGUGGAAAACCUGCUGGAGAGCAGCCAUCCGCCUCCCUGGAGCGGGGAGCUCUUCAGACAGCAGCAGCCGCAGGAAGCCUGUCCGCCGCAAGACCAGCUGGGUCCUGGGCUGGAGGAAACAAAAGUCCUGCUCCAGGCAGCCAAUGAGAAAGCAGAUCAAGGUGAAGAUAUGAAGCUUGAAGUCCCCAACAUCUGUCACGAACAUAAAUGGGAAGAAGAGAGUCUCCAGACAACAGAUACUGCGCCCCCGUCUCCGGGAGAGCCGUCUGAACCGCAUGGUCCUCCCGCUCUGCUCCAACAGAUACCUCAGGGAGAGUCCAGUGAACCGAAAGCUCAAGAAGAAAACAACCUGUCCCAGAUGCUAAGCGAGUUGCAAGUGUCGCAUGCAGAGACCACACUGGAACUAGAAAAGACCAGGGACAUGCUCUUCCUGCAGCGCAAAAUCAACGUGUGUUAUCAGGAGGAGCUAGAGGCGAUGAUGACAAAGGCUGAUAAUGAAAAUCGGGACCACAAGGAGAAGCUGGAGAGACUGAACCACCUCCUAGACCUCAAGAACUGCCGCAUAAAGCAGCUGGAAGGUAUCUUAAGAAGCCAUGGCCUUCCAGCAUCUGAGCAGCUCAGAGACAUUGCUUAUGGCACUCGGCAACCGUCAUUGUGUCUGGAGUCAUUGCCAGCCCGCAGAGGUGAGGAUGAAGUGGACAUUGCUCUGCUGCAUCGAAACGAGAACCUUUUUGAACUGCACAUCCACCAGGCCUUCCUGACACCCGGUGCCCUCAUGCAGGCUGCAGAUACCCAGCCUACCACGUUCUGCACUUAUUCCUUCUAUGAUUUUGAAACCCAUUGCACUCCAUUCUCUGUUGGGCCACAGCCCCUCUAUGAUUUCACCUCCCAGUUUGUAGUGCAGAUUGAUUCCCUUUUCUUGCACUACCUUCAAGAGACUUCAGUCCGGCUUGAUCUCCAUCAGGCCGUGGCUAGUGAGCAUCAUAUCCUUGCAACUGGAUGGAUUUCAUUUGACAAGGUGCUAGAGACUGUGGAGAAAGUCCAUGGCUUGGCCACACUUACUGGAGCUGGUGGAGAAGACUUGGGGGAGUUAGAGUACUGGAUGAGGCUGCGCUUGCCGCUAAAAUCCAGCCUCCAGGCCUGCAAUAAGCAAAAGAAAGCCCAGGCCUACCUGUCAGUCAAUACACUUGGAGCUUGGAAGGCCCGGAAGAAUGAGUCCAGAUCCGAGACUCGGACACUUCGGAACGAACUGCGGAUUGAAAUCACCAGGUGCUGCGGUCUGCGGAGCCGAUGGCUGGGAAUUCAGCCCAGCCCGUAUGUCAUGUAUCGCUUCUUCACCUUUCCUGACCAUGACACCGCCGUCAUCCCAGCCAGCGACAGUCCACACUUUAUAGACCAGGCUCUGUUCCCAGUGCAUGUGACCUCUGACCUGGACCAGUAUCUGAGACGGUAGGCCCUGUCUAUAUACGUUUUCGAUGACGAAGACUCAGAGCCCGGCUCCUAUCUUGGCAGGGCUCACGUGCCCUUGCUGUCUCUUGCACAAAACAAACCCAUCAGAGGUGAGUUCAAUCUCACGGAUCCUUCAGAGAAGUCCAGCGGAUCCAUCCAAGUGCAGCUAGACUGGAUGUCUCAGUACCUGCCCCCAGAGGUCCAGAAACCAGAAGCUGAGAUGGAGAAUAAGGACAACAAAGAUGACUUGAAGGCCUCCAUCACAGAAGACCUGGUCCCUUCUCUUCCCCAGAACCAGACGACAUUUAUAGAGACUCCUAUCGAGGCUGGCCAACAUCAAGCAAAGAGAAAAUCUCCCACAGCAGAAAGGAAGGCUAAAGAACACCAGAUUGCAUGCUACUCAAGAAGAAAGCACAGCAAAAGAACGGGCGUCCAAGGCAAGAACCGAAUGGAAUAUCUGAGCCGUAACGUCCUGGACGGGAAUACACUGCAGCUACACUUCACCGAACAGAAGUUCUCAGGGCUCAAGAAGUCUGAGGAUGAUGGCUUUAAAAUUCAGGACAAGGAAGAGAAAAUGCCGCCGUCUCAUUCAGCUCCAAGACAGGAGACUCCCUCACCUCCUGUAAAUGCCUCUCCUCUAGCAGAUCAAGAAUCCUCGGGACAAGCUUCUGAAGUGAGUGAAGCCCAGACUCUCGACAGUGAUGACAUCAUAGUGACCCCCCAGUCUCAGUCGUGUCCCAAAGCCGAUUCAGAGAAGAUGUGCAUUGAGAUUGUCUCCCUGGCCUUCUGCCCAGAGGCUGAAGUCAUGACUGAUGAGAACAUACAGCAGGUGUACGUGGAGUACAAGUUCUAUGAUCUGCCGCUCUCAGAGACAGAGACUCCGGUGUCCCUGAGGAAACCUAGGGCAGGAGAGGAAGUCCACUUCCACUUUAACAAGGUGAUCGACCUGGAUCCAGUGGAGCAACAGGGCAGAAGGCAGUUUCUGUUUGCCAUGCUGCAUGCUCAAGAUCCGGAAGAGGGACGUUUAAAGUUUACAGUGGUAAGUGAUCCUCUGGAUGAAGAAAAGAAUGAAUGUCAAGAUGUAGGCUAUGCGUACCUUGAACUGUGGCAGGUAUUUCAAUCUGGAAGCGAUAUCCUAGAGCAAGAACUAAAGAUUGUGAGCCCUGGAGACCAGGCCAUGCAGAUCGGAAGGCUGAAGGUUUCCCUUCGUGCAGCUGCUGCCCUCCAUAGCAUUUACAAGGAAAUGACUGAAGAUUUGUUUUCAUGAAAGAACUACUCCACUCUAAGAGUUGAGGGAUCUCCUAUAAAGUCACAUGCUAUGCCACAAAUCUGGUCUCCUGUGCUAUCUGCUGUCUGUUUCUCAAAC